UUAAAUGGAUCGACUGUCAUUGCUGGAAACAAUACUACAACCUUCCAGUCGCAACACAGUCCCUUCAACCAAUAGACUGCCCUGCCACAUUGAGUCCACCCACUGAAACAACCUGUAUCACAUUUACAGUAUGGAUACUCGAGCGUUUCACCUUGAGCAAAUUCAUUUCAGAACUUUUCUGGAGGAAAUAGGUUUUACCAAAUCUUGUCGAAAAAUAUUUAUUUCAAUGACUUUCAUCUUUACAUGUGCUUGUAUCAUAUAUUCUGAAGCUUUGUGUAAUUUUUGACAUAUUGCUCGUAGGAUUUUAGAGCCUCGGUUCACUUAAAAGAGUUGAAGCUUAAAUCUCGUUGGCUCUCAUGGGACUGAGGCAUUCGUCGCGUUGUUUGCUGCUACGGAGGAUCAUGGCGGAGGCGGACAGCUCGGAGCGGCAACAGCCUGUCAUGUCCCCCCUCUCCCAGUCUGCUCAGCCCUCCCCACUGCCUAAACCAGUGCCUACUACCCACCACGUGCCCUGCAUCCCCCAUGCACCUCAUGUAGCAUCCCUGGCCACCUGUCCUGGAAGAGGCAAGCUUGCCCACUUCAUCAGCCCAGAGGAUAUGACAUCACGGGACUACUACUUUGACUCUUAUGCCCACUUUGGCAUCCAUGAGGAGAUGCUGAAAGACGAGGUCCGGACGCUGACGUAUCGGAAUGCCAUGUACCACAACAAGCACGUGUUCAAGAAUAAAAUCGUCCUGGAUGUUGGCAGCGGCACAGGGAUCCUUUCUAUGUUUGCUGCCAACGCCGGUGCCAAACACGUGUACGGGAUUGAAUGUUCAAGUAUAUCUGAAUAUUCAGAGAAGAUCAUCAAGUCGAAUCACCUACAUAAUGUCAUUACCAUCUUCAAGGGCAAGGUGGAGGAGGUGGAGCUCCCCGUGGAGAAGGUGGACAUUAUCAUCUCCGAGUGGAUGGGUUACUGCCUCUUCUACGAGUCCAUGCUCAACACAGUCAUCUUUGCAAGGGACAAGUGGCUGAAACCUGGAGGCUUGAUGUUCCCUGACAGAGCAUCUCUCUACGUCGUAGCCAUUGAAGACAGGCAGUAUAAGGACUUCAAGAUUCAUUGGUGGGAAAAUGUGUAUGGGUUUGACAUGAGCUGCAUUCGCAAUGUGGCCAUCAAAGAGCCUCUGGUGGAUGUGGUUAACCCCAAGCAGGUGGUGACUAACGCCUGCCUCUUAAAGGAGGUGGACAUCUACACUGUGAAGCCAGAGGAUCUGUCCUUUACCUCAGCUUUCUGUCUGCAGAUCCAGCGCAAUGAUUAUGUCCAUGCAUUGGUCACAUAUUUCAACAUAGAGUUCACCAAAUGCCAUAAGAAGACUGGCUUCUCCACUGCUCCAGAUGCUCGCAGCACACACUGGAAGCAGACCGUGUUUUAUUUAGAAGACUACUUAACUGUCAAGAAGGGAGAGGAGAUCUUUGGCAGUAUCACAGUCAGACCAAAUGAGAAGAAUGCGCGCGACCUGGAGUUCACCCUCGAGCUAGACUUCAAAGGACAACUGUGUGAAGCCGCCAUUUCCCACGACUAUAAAAUGCAUUAGGAACAAACAAAAGCCCCGGUGCAGACCUACCCUCCAACCCUCUGGACACAACUAGAGAGCAGGAGGUGGGCACCGCCUCUCCCAACAACAAUUCUGUUGGAGAAGAAGGGCUAGCAGGCUCAUCAGAUAGGACGGCAUCAAGCCAGCAUCUACGUGAUGCCAUCAGAAUAAGUAUCGCUCAGCAAUAGUGCCAUCACAUGAUCGGCUGGGGCUCUUCACUGAAUGUAACAUCCUAAAUGAACUUGAUUUACUUCAGUUAGAAUUUUGAAAUUUUAUUAUUUUAAAUAAGAAACAAAAGCAUUUCAGUCCUUACAUUGUAAGUGAUCUGUGGAUGUUUGGAGGAUCAAUUUAUUUUUUAUUUUAUAAUUUGUUGAGUGUAGAAAAGAAAAGAAAUAGCCAUGUGUAAAUCUAUUAUUUUGGUUUACAACUGCUCUGGAGUUUGCUAAUUUCAUGAAUGAAAUUGAUGAAUUCUGCCACAGUAGAAAUUAAACAAAUCUUUUUUCAUGCUGUUAGCAUCUAAUUGGGCCAGUUAAAAGUCAAAUUAAUUGAUCUAGUGAAUAUUUAAUUUUAGGUACAGUUAAAGCCUCGUACAGGUUGACUUUUAAACAAAGAGAACAGAUUUACAGUUUUUUUUUUGACCCUAGACAGGCUCUGUUCUUAAGAUUUAUGAUAUGCCAUGUAGGUGUAAAGAUGUUACAGUAACUCAUUGUGUUUAAGUAUUAUUUAAUAUUUGCACGUGAAACUUUUUGGUUCAGUAAUUAAAAAAAAAUAUGUGAAAAUGUACUUUUAUUUAUUUCUUUUAAUUCAACAGAAAUCAGAGCAAAUGUGCUUUGGUGGGACAAUGUGUCAGAAAAGAAACUAAUACAGAUGCAAUAUGUUUUAAACCACUUUGUUUUGAGUUUGGUUGAGCGUGAUGAUAAAUAAAAUGUGAAAGAAACAAGUCA
This is a messenger RNA of Melanotaenia boesemani (Boeseman's rainbowfish), 2518 nucleotides long. RefSeq names its product protein arginine N-methyltransferase 8-B-like. Gene Ontology annotation, biological process: peptidyl-arginine methylation. The record is from RefSeq and is a predicted model, not a curated record. Gene Ontology annotation, molecular function: protein-arginine N-methyltransferase activity. Gene Ontology annotation, cellular component: plasma membrane. The coding region runs from base 357 to 1574 and encodes 405 amino acids. The transcript has 10 exons. NCBI's taxonomy places the organism in Eukaryota, Metazoa, Chordata, Actinopteri, Atheriniformes, Melanotaeniidae.